AUGAACCAGUGGUGGGUCUCUUGCAAUUUGUCACUGCCAAACCUUUACUUUCCUUUCAUUCAGCAUCAUUUUCUUCUUCGACAUUUCAUUUCAUUCCGAAUUUCCGUACCUCCGACUGUCUCUUCUCAAACAAAUAAUAAUAAUAAUUAUAACUCUACUACUACCACACCAUGUACGUCCUUGCAUCCAAUUUCUCUGACUGUUCCCAUUCCUUUUCUGUAUUGGUCCAAAUCGGAUUUUAACACUCGAUCAUCGAGUGAAUUUUUCGAAAAGUCAUGUCUGAUCGAAAGUGAGAUGAGAUUGACAUCGAGUUGGUCUUCUUCGAGAUGGACUUUGAACGAUUAUUUUGAAAAUCGUUUGGAUGAUCAAGUCGUGAAUUUUCACAUUGUUGAUGAAUUUACCAUGUUUCAAAUUUUUAAUGCAACAUCAUUAUGGAAUGAUCCAUCCCAUUCAAACAAACCAUUGAAUUUUCAAUUAAUUGCACAAUUGACAAGAAAGAGUGAUCUCUUUUUAAUGAGUAGGAAAGAAAAGAAUAUUACCAAUUAUUUGCAAUUGAAAGAUCGGACCAUUGCUGUGUGUGAGGAACAUGUUUCACAUUUGAAUUUUGAAUUAUCGAGAAAUGGCAUGUCAUUGACGAGAGAUGUGAAAUUGAAAAUCGUCUCUACCAUUGAUGACAUGUAUUUGAAAGUUCUUGACGAUUCUAUUGAUGCAUAUUUUGUGAAUGACAUGUACAUUUUUACAGGAGUUCGAAAAACUCCAACUUCUCUCUAUUAUCCAAGAGAAUUUAAUAUCAUUCCAACACUAUUCUCAAUUUCAAAUUAUAAUACAUCGGAAAUCAAUCCAUUGACACCAACACAUGCACAACAAGAAAUAUUUAGAUAUGGAAUUCUUGUUCGAAAUCAUCCAACCAUGGACUCGCAAAAAUUUGAAUCCAUUAUUAAGAGAUUUUUAAUUUCACAAAUUGAAAUGUAUGCAUAUUGUCGAGAAAAUCCAAGUGAAUGCUUUGAAAAAUGGGUAAUUUACGAUUACAUGAUUGAUAAUGUCAAUUCCAUGAUUUGGCCUUCUAAAAAUGGAUUUGGUGUCAUUGAUAGCUCUCAACUGGACACUUCUAUGAACAUUUUUUCGUAUGAUUUUCCAUUAUUGGCAAAUAAGAAUUCCACGUUUCGAAAAACAUUUAUUGAAAAGUUUGUGAACACUUCGUAUAUCAAUCAAAUCUAUCAAGAUGGAUGCUACAUGGUUGGAAAUUCAACUCACAAGUGUCAAUUUUCAACAACUGUUGGACUGAACGUCACUGCUCUUCAAUAUCAAUCCGUUAUUCCUCAAUUUUGUGAAGAUUUUGUCUUUCCAUAUCCUCUCUCCUGUAUAAGAGGUUAUUUAUAUUAUAGACUCUAUUGUGGUUUCAUUCCGUUUAUUAUUGGAGCAGCUGUCAAUGUUUUAUGCAUUUUAGGAAUUCCAUUUGUUUGUACCGAACUCAUUAUUCGAAAUCGAUUUAUUGCUCCCUAUGUGACUCCAAUAUGUUUUACAGGAUUUUUAAUAUUCUCGGCAAUUGUUUUUUGUCGAUUUGUGACCUUUCCAGAACAUGUAGCUUAUGGAUUGGCCAGCUUUUGUAUUUGUGUCGUCAUUGUGACACAUGCCAUGAAUAUUAUUCGAUACUUUUAUGUUCGAAAUUUAUUCAAGAUUAUGAAAAAGAGUAAGAGACAACAAGAUCAAGGACGAUUUGGAUCCUAUGCUUCGAAUAUGACUAACAAUGCGCAAUCGAACUUGGAUAUUUCAGCAAGAAAAAUUCGAAUUCACAGAAUUGUCUCCUCUCGUCCUGUUUUUGUCACCAUUUGGAUCAUGGUCGUUUGCAUUUUACCUCCUUCCUUUUUUAUAGCUCAGUAUUUUUCACCUUCCAAUUAUGUCAUUCGAAAUGGAAUUUUACUCAUUCUGUAUUUUGUAGUGACUUUAUUUAUGGUGUUGUGUUUCAUCUUUGAUGCUAUUAUUAAUCGAAAGAGAUUGAGAAAGAGAGGAUUUGUUUCGUUUUUAGUGUUUGAUGAUCCGUUAUUGUAUCGAAUGGAAUUAAUGUUGUGCUCUUUGGAAUUGAUUUCAAUACUGUGGGCUUCAUUGAGUGAUUAUUAUGUGUACAAUGUGGCUGCUUUUACAAGUCAGGCAAUUGGAUUUACCUUAAUGGGAGUCACUGGAUCCUUAACUUGGUCGUAUGGCUUCUCCAUUCUAGUGUUAUUGUACAGAAAAUGUAAAAGAACAUUGGCCAGUGCCGUGGGACGUAGACGAAGAUCCAGUGUCAUGUCGGCAAUUUCUGACACUUCAGGUGCAGGUACUUCUUCCAAUUCUGACAAACAUGAUCAUUUAGAAAGAUUGAUGAAUAAUGAUGAUUUUUAUUCACUCUUAGAGGAUUAUUGCAAGAAGGAAUUUUCUUCAGAAAAUUUAUAUCUCUACACGAAAUUACUUCAAAUCAAAAAAAGGAAAAAAUAUUCCCUUAAUGAGCUUCUCUUCAUUUAUGAAAAUUACAUCAAAAAUUAUGCACCCUACGAAGUCAAUGUUUCAUUUAACACCAAAAAAGCCAUUCGUGAAACAUUGGAAGCUCACAACGUUCUCCUCUCUCAUCAAUCCAAAGAUUUAUCACAAACGGCCAUGAAAUUUGUUCCUUCCCUCGAGGAUCCUCUUCGAUACAACACAUUCGAUGGUAAUCACAACUCACUCGAUCAAGGUACACCUACCACUCCAUAUCGAUCAUUCGACAAUGUGGACGUCGACUCAAAGACACCACCAAGCGCUUCCGUUGAAAGAAGACCUACCAUUGGAAGUGCCUACACUCCAACUCCACCCAAAUCAUUCGGUUCAGGUUUUAAGAAUAGUUUUAGAAAAUUGGGUUCUACUUCUUCCAUGUUCGAUGAAGAUAUGGAACCCAAUGCCAAUCAUUUGGUGGGCAUGGAUGAUGUCGAAUUGUCACCUUCAUCCAACCAAAACAGUGUGAGCUUUUUGGGUUUUGAAACUAUUGAGCCAUUGUUUAAUGAUGUCACACAGAAUAUUAUGGACACAUUUAGUCGAUUAUGUGAUACGACCGAGUACCAGCAAUGGGAAUCAUUGAAUAGUAUGACAACCUUUGGAAGUGACGUUCGUUUGUAA
Naegleria lovaniensis is the source of this 3126-nucleotide messenger RNA. RefSeq lists its product as uncharacterized. Bases 1 to 3126 code for a protein of 1041 amino acids. The transcript has 4 exons. NCBI's taxonomy places the organism in Eukaryota, Heterolobosea, Eutetramitea, Acrasida, Naegleriidae. The record is from RefSeq and is a predicted model, not a curated record.